Molecule: messenger RNA, 3163 nt
Organism: Lepisosteus oculatus (spotted gar)
Lineage: Eukaryota; Metazoa; Chordata; Actinopteri; Semionotiformes; Lepisosteidae
Product: interleukin-1 receptor type 2
Molecular function (GO): interleukin-1, type II, blocking receptor activity
Source: RefSeq, a predicted model, not a curated record
CAUGUGUUGCAGCUGAAACCGAAGAUAUGCCAGUGUUUCUGCUGAUUGAGAAAUGCCCAGGAAUUUCCACUCCUUGUGUAGUAUACAAGUCUAUAAAUGUCACAGUCAGGUUCCCCUGCUGUCAUUCUGAUCAUCCAAGAAAAGGAACAUUACUGUAAAGUGUCUUUCCUGAUUUAAUAACAUGCUUCUCUGGGAUAAGCCCCACUUGGUCUCUCCUGCUUUGCUUAUCGUGUCACUUGUGAGCAGAGCCUCUGCUUUCAGACUCCCUCAGAUGCCCACCAAAGAGUGUGUCCAGUUCCCUCCCGAGGACACCCUGUACGCCCUGCAGGGGGAGGCAGUGGUGCUGAAGUGCCACUCUCUGGCCAGGUACCUGGGUCGCUCUGCGGAACCGGGCUUCACCUUCCAGUGGGUCAACAACUCCGCCGGGCAGGUCAUCUCCGCGCAAGGAGGCAGGGUGCACACGCAGGGCGAGCUGCUGUGGUUUUUACCUGCUGUGGUCAGAGACUCUGGGAACUACAGCUGCAUUCUCAGGAAUGCCUCCUACUGCCUCGUCAGCCCUUUCUCUCUAAGGGUCUACGAGAGCAAACACGAUAAUCUGAACGACCUCUCGUUCACGAACACGGCGGACUCCGGCAGCAACGGAAGAGUGUUCUGCCCCCGUUUAACAGAAUACAUGAAAAGCGCCAAGACGGAGGAGCUGAAGUGGUACAAGGAAUCCACCCCUAUUCCAGCCUCGCAAAACAAAACGCGUUACAAGAAGACCGGGACAUCUCUCCUCAUUCGAGAUGUGAAAUCUGGCGAUGAAGGAUAUUACACAUGCGAGCUAAAUUUUCCAUUUAACAACACACACUAUAAAGUGUCAAGGGUAAUUAAACUGCAGAUUACAGCCCAGCCAGUGAAACCACGCAUAACUAAUCCUCUGAACAACACAGUUGAGACCUCUUUAGGAUCCACACUACUAGUACCCUGUAAAGUGUUCAUGGGAUUCCAGACCACCCAACAACCUUACAUUAUGUGGUUGGCAAAUAACUCAUACGUAUUCAUGGAUUUUCCUGAUAAGAGAGUGACAGAAGGCCCGGAAUAUGUGCUCACUGAGCCAGAGGGCAAUUUUGCUGGGCUAGACCUAAUCAUUUCUCAAGUACGCCAAGAGGAUGUCAGUACGGAAUUCAAAUGCAUUGCCAGAAACGGUCUGGGAUCACAUGAGUCGACUGUGAAGAUAAAGUUGAUAGAUGAAAUUCCUGCUCCAAGGAUCAUCUAUCCAGUUAAUGUCAUCUUUGUGAGCAGACUUGGCUCCAGUCUGAUAAUCCCCUGUCGAGUGAAUACAGGCCAUCAGCUGGAAAACGCCACCGAAGUCACGUGGCUUAUGAAUGGCCGGGAGAUCGAAGACUCUUUCAUGAGUGGUCGAGUCACGCAGGAGGAUAAGAGAGUGUACAGUAAAAAUGGAACUAUCUAUUCUGAGAUCAUUCUCAUCUUCUCUGAGGUGCGCGAGGAGGAUACCAGAGCAGAAAUUAAGUGUGUUGCACAGAACAGCAAAGGAUACCAUGAAGUUAUUGUUCAGGUUAAUUUAGAAGAUUCAAAGUUGACGUGGCUUAUAGUGGGAUUGACCGGGACAGCCACCUUCCUCUCUGUUGUCUGCAUAUUCCUCUACCAUCUGUUCAAGCCCCGUUCCAAAAAGGAUUAUUUCUUAGCGAAAUCUUAAGAGGUGUUCGCCUCCAGCAAGCACUGGAGCCUCUAAAUGUAUUUAUAUCCCAGAUGAGCCGUCACUAAAACUUGAUUUAGUAUAAACAUCCUUGACGUACAUUCAGUGUUUUGUUAUACAAAUGAGUAAUAAAACUAAAGGUCUGUAUGUAUAAACAGGGCAUCUGUCAAAUGCAGGAUGCUUAAAUUUACUGUAUUUGUACCCCAGCAAUCAUUAUUGUUGACUCUUCCUUUAUCUUUGAUAUUCUGAGGGAGGUGCUUCCUGUAGUCAUUUAUUCGAUUCUUAAAUGCCGCAUGGGGAAAACAUUCCUUUUCCGCAGAACCUCCUCGGCUCCCCAGAGUGUGCAGCCUGUAUCUGAGCUUUCCACAGAUUACUGUACCAAUCAAUAACUCCCACUCUCACCCAUCUGGUCUUUGAACCUGGUGUCCUUCAUGUUGUUAUCCUUUUGUAAACUCUGUUUGCAACCAAGCCCGAGCAGUCUGACCGAAUGCUACAGUAUUUGGCUGAAAUAUCACAACGUACUUUAGAGCGUCAGUCUCGUCACAAAAAGGGUGGCAUUCUCUGCUUUAACAUGAGCUUUGCUUUCCUGCACUUCUGGUGAGGUCUAGGGAGGACCAGAAACUCUCGUUUGUGUCAUCUAUCCACAUCAUUUUCAAGUUCUCGCCUUCCGCAGGUGCCCAGAUUCACCUGAAUGGUCGUCGUGGAGACACUACACUAUGUCCUGAUGAGGCCAGUUUGAUUUUUGACGCUGCCGGAUUGUUGUCUUGUGUUUGCCUUUUAGACCAAUUUUCUGACGCACAUUUGGGUAGCAGCCAUCCCACCAUCCUUCAAUGUCUUGGGCUCCACAGUUGAAACUGUUUGAAAACUCAUGGGCAUUUUCAUAGUUGUCACUAGAGCUCUGGAGAACAAAGCGUUUUUUUUCCUCAUAUCUUUGGAUGGUUCUCUGACUUUCCACAUCUUCAAGUGGUACAGGCAGUUUUUAGUUUUUACUUCUCUGUUCAGCUGCUUUGAUACACUUGCAGUGAAGGUGACCUGCUGAAGAUUCAAGAUUUGGAAACUAAGUGAAACUACCAGAUUAACAACUGACUAUUACCUUUAGUAUUGAAUUGACAGAGUAUUUUUCAGCGUAUGUAUAUUUGAAAUUAUAUGUAAUUACAUAUAUUGAGCCCUUUGAGAGCGAGAGUGUGCUCACGUGUGGGAUCACAGCAGCUCGUUGUCUGACCAGGAGGGGUCACAGGGGGUGAUCAGGUCAGCCCAGUCCAUCACUGGGGUACAGCUCCCCUCUACUGUGGACAUUUUUACAACUCGCUGUCUCUUGCAAUACUUCGCUGGAAGGAGUGCUGCUGUUCAGUGUUUAUGUUUUUGGUGAUUCCUUUAAUCUCUUUGUAUGGGAGCGCACAUGCAAAUAAGCAUUUAAUUGCGCUGGUGCAUAUGACAAAUAAACUGAACUGAACUGAAAAUUCA